Messenger RNA from Microplitis mediator, 1131 nucleotides. RefSeq lists its product as uncharacterized. NCBI's taxonomy places the organism in Eukaryota, Metazoa, Arthropoda, Insecta, Hymenoptera, Braconidae. The record is from RefSeq and is a predicted model, not a curated record. The coding region runs from base 121 to 879 and encodes 252 amino acids. The transcript has 5 exons.
GCAGACGUUUACGUUGCAAAUCUAAUGCCAGUGAAUGAUUUGCGUUGUAAAUAAAUUGAGUUCCUGAGUGUGCGUCGAUAUCGGGUUUGUCUUCAUGCCAUGAACUGUCACCUAUAAAAAAUGGAAGAUAUAAAUAAAUUAAAACGAUCAUUAUUUAUUUUAAAUAAAAGUAUCACUGAAUUCCCAGUUGCUGCAGUAACUCUAGAUGAUUAUAAACCAAUUGAUGAAAAAAUUAGUGAAUUACGUGAAUCAUUAAAAUGUUUGACUGCUAGAGUUAAAACAUUGAAAAUAAAAAUGAGUUUGAAUUCAAUAGAAAAUCCAACGGAAGAAGACGCACCGGCGCUGGUUAAAAAUUUACAGAAUCAUAUAACAAAUAGUGUCAUUAAUGAUAACGCAGUGACAGCUUGCUAUCAAUCUUAUGCUGUCCAACGAGCAUUGUACAAUAAAAAUAUUGAUCCCGAUAUUCUCAAAAAAGUUAAAUUACUUAUGAGCAAUAUAUAUAAUUUUAAUGAUUCAAUUCUCAAGUAUAAAAAACAAUUGUCUGGUAAUUUACUGGAUGAAGAGUUAAAUUUAAAAGAUGAGUCAUAUCAGAUGCUGAUAGAUUAUCAUGAAUUUUUAAAAAUAAAAGAAGGCAUUCGUAAUAAAAAAUUGGCUGAAUCAAAUCCAGAGGUUGCUCAAAAAAAAGCUAAAGCGUUGAAAUUAAUAACUAAAAUAAAUAUGAUGAAAAGAUUGAUAUCAAAUUUCAUCAGUGUGGCUUCGUCAUUGAUUAGAGAAAACCCAGAACUUAAAGAUAUUUUAAAACGGCACAGAGAUUUGAUUGAUUUAGAUAUAAUUAUUGAUACAAAACAUCACGAUCGGAUUGGAGAACCAGAAGAUUAAUAAAAAAAAAUAAUAAUAUUGUGAUUUAAUAAAUAUAAUAAUGGUACCGAAGUUAACCGACGUCUAAUAAUUUUUGGAUUUUUUUAAACGACAAAUUGUAAAAAAAAAUCAUUUUAAAAAUUGCACUCAUAGUUUUUUAAAUUUUCUACAAGUGCAUAUUUUUAGUUUUUUUUUUUUGUCAUUGAUUUGUUGAAAAAAAUAUCCGAAAAUUGUUAAUUAUUUUCUAACUUCAGGAUUAUACAUAAUAUCUGU